UAGGAUUAUAAAUAUGGAAAGGAGAUGAGAUGGGAGUUACAUAUUCCCGGUAAUCUCUGAGCAUCCUUGCACUGUCAUCUUGGUUCGGUUUCAUCUACAUCACCAUGACUCUUUGGAUCCGCUCCCUACCUCUCCUGCUGCUGCUGGCUGUGUCAGCUCCUACCAUUAGCUACGCCGCUCCCAAUCAGCAUCUAUGUGGCUCUCAUCUGGUGGAAGCCCUCUACCUUGUAUGUGGAGAUCGGGGCUUCUACUAUUCUCCCAGGUCACGACGGAACAUGGAACAGCCGCUAGUGAACGGUCCUUUUCAGAACGAGGUGGAAGUACCACUCCAAGAAUUUCAGAAAUCGAAGAGAGGAAUUGUGGAGCAAUGCUGUGAAAACACCUGCUCUCUCUAUGAGCUAGAGAACUAUUGCAACUAGAAGAAAGAAAAUGGUCUACAAAGGAAUGGAGGGGAAGGCACUUUGCUACUGCACCUUUUAAGUCUCUAAAUAAAAACCCCAUGAAUUUACUUAAA
Messenger RNA from Python bivittatus (Burmese python), 514 nucleotides. It is a transcript of the gene INS, whose product is annotated as insulin. The record is from RefSeq and is a predicted model, not a curated record. Lineage: Eukaryota; Metazoa; Chordata; Lepidosauria; Squamata; Pythonidae. Gene Ontology annotation, cellular component: extracellular region. Gene Ontology annotation, molecular function: hormone activity.